AUGCACCAUGGGAGUGGACCACAGAAUGUGCAACGGCAACUUCAGAGAUCCAAGUCCACCACUGGAUCUGAAGCAGAAGACCACCAGAAGCAGCAGACCAUGGCAGUUACUCAACAGCAGGCAACAGCCAACCAUCCACAAUCAACUGUGACCACGUUUCCAUCUGCAGCCAGCCCUUCAGCCCCCCAGUCCCCCAACUACCAGAUAAUAAUGAGCCGCAGCCCUGUCACAGGCCAGAACAUGAACAUCACCUUACAAAAUGUCAGUCAAAUGGUGACAGGCAACCAACAGAUCACCCUCACCCCGCUCCCCCUCCAGAACCCAGGCUCUCCCGGCUUCCAGCACACGGCCCCGCAGUGGAGGUUUGAGCAUGCCCCGUCCUAUAUCCAGGUCACCUCACCGCUGCCACAAUCCAUGCAGCCACAAAGUCCCACCCAGCACAGCCCAGUCCCCCUCCAGCGACCAGGGGCACCUGGAACAGGACUGGGUUUGUGUGGACAGAGCCCAACACGCUUUGUUGAUGCUGGCAUGCUUGUGAGACAAAUCAGUCUUGGCAGCCCGCCUGGAAGUGGGCACUUUGUUUACCAAGAGGGGACAGGGCUGACGCAGCUAACUCCAACCACGGUUGGGCAGGUGCAGCUGUCCUCCCCAGGGGUGCCAGGCUCUGUGCGGGAAUGCAGGCUGUCCCAGCCCCACUCACAGACUGGAGGCACCAUCCACCACCUCGGACCUCAGAGUCCUGUGGCCAGUGGCACUGCUCUGCCCACACUGGGGAGCCCAGGCCACAUCACCACCUCCAACUUGCCACCUCAAAUCAGCAGUAUCAUCCAGGGGCAGCUGGCGCGUCCCAUGAUAUUUGAGAAGACUUCACAGGGUAUGGUAGCUGGAGUGGGGACAGCUGCCACAUUGUCUUUCAGUAUGCCUUCCACCAUUCCUCCCUCCAGCCCUUCUCUCAUUAACCCUCCGCAAGGCAUCCCCAAUCCCCCCCUCACCCCUACCGGCAUGUGCUUGGGGUCCAUCAAGAAACAGAUACCCAAAAAGCUGGAGGAGAUUGCACCCUUAAACCCAGAAGUGGCCCAGCUGAGGAAGCAGUGUCUGGAGCACCACACUAAGAAGAUGGAGGGUCUGAAGGAGGUCUUCAAAGACUACCUGAUUGAGUUGUUCUUCCUGCAGCACCUUCAGGGGAACAUGAUGGACUAUUUGGCUUUCAAGAAGAAGCCCUGUGUCCCGCUUUUCACUUACCUGAGGCAGAAUGACCUAGACCUUGAGGAGGAAGAGGAGGAGGAUGAGGAGCAGUCUGAGGUCAUCAAUGAUGAGGUACUGUUACAUCAUUGAUUGAUCUAUCAUGUCUUAUAGUCAUACAUUCAGAAUGCCUCUACUUGUUAUCCCAUGUUUAGGCUAUAUGAAUUUAGUUCAAAUCUCUGUGCCACUCCCAGGUCAAGGUUGUCACUGGAAAGGAUGGACAGGCUGGAACACCGGUUGCCAUAGCGACACAGCUUCCACCCAAUGUUUCAGCAGCAUUCUCUACCCAGCAGCAGUUCCAGGUGAAGAAGGGUGAUGGGGCACCAAAUGACUGCAACCCCUACACAGAGAGGAUGGAACUGAUUGUCUUUGUCUCUCUUAAAUGUUUCCUUUUAGAUCUCCAAGCUCUUACUAACCCUUGGAUAUGUCUCCUCAGGUGCACCCGGGAGCAGCUGGCAGCAUGACAAACACUGGAGACAUGGAUGCCUUUAAGAGGCAACAGGCAAUGGCACAAGCAGGUAGGGCAAGGACAGCAAACUCCCGUGGCUCUUUUGUUGGUUUGUUUCCGCCCCCUUUUCUUUCUUUUUGUUAUUUUCUUCCCUUAAAUUGCUUCUGCUUUUAGAUAUUUGGCAUCUUCUACUAGCGCUGUGUGUAGAAGUCUUAACCCAAGGAAGGAGAGGUGGUCUGUAUGGUGUACAGAAGGUCAUUGCUGUUUGCCGAGUGUCUUUUUUCCGUUAUGAGGGUAUUGUGUGUUUUAAAUCCCAGAUCAGGCUAAGAGGUCCCGGAUUGAAGUUGGUCGCCAUGGAAUGAUUUUCCAGCAUCCUGGUGCUUUAGGAUCACCUGGCGUUCCACUCCAGCAGCUUAUGCCGACAGCGCAAGGUAGGAGUGCUACUACCAGGCCGUUCUGUGUUCUGUUCAAUGCUGCUGGACGUGUUCUCAAUCCUACGAGACAAACUGAAUUCCAACAACGUCCCAUCGUCUCCAACGAAAACCUCCAAGCAGCAUCAACAAAGAGAUCUUCAUCCAUCCGCUGGACAGACACCCCAGCAGGCCUCAGGAAGUUCAGGCUUAGCACUCCCAGCACGCUCUCUCUCUCUAGAUCAAGGGCUAAAAUGGGGAAGAAGAUUUUUUUUAAACAAGUCUGAAGAAAAGGAGUAGCCUCUCACUGGGAUGAUGCCAUGUCUUAUGAUUUUACUUUUUUAUGUUUGAUUGAUCAUCCGUCUCCAUCCGUUUCUUCUUUUCUGAAGUUUUGUUAUUCCCGAUCGUCUCUGUUUGGACGGACUUUCCUGUGCCGUUGGAGCUUUGGCUGUUUCGCAAGCGGAUCACGGAAAGUGAGAAAGGAGGAACCCUGGAAAAAAUAAAUCUCUUUCCAGUGGGGCAUGUUUGCUCAUUUGAUGAUUGCUUUUUCGUUCCUCCUUUUUUAUACUCGUCAUCAUUCUCAUCCAUCCAUCCGUCUCCCGCACCCCUGUCCCUCUCCGUUGUCUGUCCUUGCAUUGUAAACAUGGAUUCACAAUGCAUCUCAAUCCUAUGUUCAGUUGUCAGUCAUCAAGAGCAUCAGUUGUUUCCUUUUCUUGUUCCAUCAUGCUCAUCCUUUGUUGGUUUCCCCCAUCUGUUUCCAUGGCAUAUCGUUCUGACUUGGCCUCUUUCCCUCAGUUGUAGUAGGAAGGAGGGGAACCGGGUAGAGGAGGUUUGGUGCAGUCAUGAUAUGUCACAGGUUGGCGUGGUGUGGGUGUGUCUGUCAGGGCCAGGUGUUGAUGUGGUCUAGGUGAUGAUGUGAGUGAUGGUCAGGGAGGGGUAGGACAGGUGCUGCUUAGUCAGGGUGCACAGCUCUGCUCAGCCCAGGCCUGCUGUCUGCAAGAUCCCAUGUGUGUCCUGCUCACUUCUCUGCUUUGCUAUGUUCUGUGUUCCACAAAAUAACUACAUUGCUUCAUGCAUGCUAAACAUAUGGUGUUUUUGUGAAUGCGCUUUAUUUUAUUUUACUAUAUUUUCUAUUUCAUUUGAUUUGGAAACCUUUCUUCUCAGUCCCUCUGCUGAAGGUGUUUUAUGCAUGAUUAGUUUAGCUGUUUUAAUCACAUUCUCUUAACAUUUUAAAGAUAAUGUUUUAAUUUUUGCAUUAACAAACUUAGUAUUUUAUUUGAAGGACAUGUAGAUGAUCACAUAGAUUUUUUUCUUCUGUAAUCAUUGUGCUGUAUAAUUUAUUUGUUUUCACUCUUCCUCAACAGUAAGAACUACACUACUGUUGACUCAUAUAGUACAUCCAAUUCAUACGUUCUGGGUAGCUGUUAUAAUAGAUGGAGCUCUAAACACUAUCCUUUCAUAAUCUGUUGAUCACGUUCAGUCAGUACUGAAAAAGAAUGGCUUACGUAUGAGGAACAAGUGGCCCUCUGGCCUGACUACUGCUCAGUCCCUCUAUCUGCAGCGUGUAUAGUCUUUAUUUUUUAACAGGCCUUUAUUUCAGAGAGAGCAGGAUUGGUAUGACAGGACAACACUUGGAUCGAGGAACCACAGAGCAACACUAACUCACAGCCACAUGUUGUUAUCCUUUCCCCCUCUCUUCACUCCUUCCCUUUGUGUUCCCUAUGACUUGGUUACUGUGCUCCAGGCGGGAUGCCCCCCAACCCGCAGACAGUCCAGAUCCCCGGGCAGAAGCAGAACCAGCCACAGUAUGACCCGUCCAAAGGGCCUCCGGUGCAGAACGCUGCCAGCCUGCACACUCCUCCCCCCCAGCUGCCUGGCCGCCUGCCCCAGGGCGCCCUCCCCAUGGCUGGCCUGCCCAUGGCUCUCUCUCAGCAGCCCCAGCUGGUGGAGAGCUCAGCCCAGGUAGCCAAUCAGCUCCAGGCCCAGGUAAAGGUGCAGGGGGCUGGCCCCAUCAUGGCUCCAGUCAACCCCCACACACAGCUCCAGGCCCAGCUCCAGCAGCAGAUGCAGUCUGGUCUUCACCUCCAGAUGCAGCCUCAGCAGCUACAGCAGCCCCAGCUCAUGCUGCAGCCAGGACAGGCGGUGAGUCUAGAGGAUAACUUCCAAACAUCCCAUGUUUUUGGUUGUGUUCAUAGGUUUGUAGAUCAACGGUUUGUCUUUUCUCUCUCCUCCCUUGAUCAGACUGUGACCCUCACUCGUCCUGGAGCGGACUCCAACCAACCUGUCCAAAGAAUGAUGACCAACUCCCUGUCCAACCCCUCCAUGUCUCCUGCCCCCCUCAACGCCCCCAACUCACUCCCCUCCCCCCACACAAUUGGCCCCCUCCGCCCCUCUGGGUCCAACAUCAACCCUAACACACAGUCCAAACUGGCCGGGCCCAACGGCACCUCCACAGUCAAAAUGGGAGGCUUUGGUCAGGGUUCGGGUAUGCAGUCAUCAGAAGGGAGCUCACAGGACAAACAAGCUGAACAGGCCAAAAUGGUGAGGAGUUACCUCUGAGAAACCUAUCACUCUGCAAGUGCUUUUGUUUUCCGGCUGCUCAUAAUGUGACCUCUCUCUCUGACCCCCAGGAGAGCCAGGUGCACCAGCGUAUCUCUGAGCUGAGGAAAGAAGGCCAGUGGUCAGCCAGCAGGCUGCCCAAGCUCAUGGAGUCCUCUCGGCCCAAGUCCCACUGGGACUACCUACUGGAGGAGAUGCAGUGGAUGGCAGCUGACUUUGCCCAGGAGAGGAGGUGGAAGAUGGCUGCUGCCAAGAAGGUAUGCUGGCUGAGUUCUCUUAGUGUACUCUUACUGAAGUAAUGUCUGUGAUUCUUAUGUACUUGUACAUUGUUUCAGUACUACUUGAUCAUAACUGCAUAUUGCAUAUUCCCCAGCUGGUUCGCACCUGUUCCCGUUACCAUGACGAGCAGAAGAAGAUGGAAGAGGGGUCCAAGAAAGAGGAAGAACUGCGGCUCCGUCACAUUGCUAGCACCAUCGCCAGAGAGGUGGAGUUCUUCUGGUCCAACAUUGAGCAGGUACGUUUCUCUUAAUGUGGAAACUGUUCCGUUGUUGUCCUUAGACCUGUAGUGUCAUCAACUCUGUCCCUCCUUUCCAUUUGGUUUCUCUCAGGUUGUGGAAAUUAAACUGCGUUUCGAGAUUUAUGAGAAGAGACUGAAAAUGCUCAGCCUACAGAGAGCAACGAGUAAAGGUGAGCGUUUAUUCAAGAGCCUUUUGAAAUUGUUUUACAUAAAUCAAAAUUUCAUAAUGUCGUUUUGAAUAUAUUGGUUAUUCUUUGCGUCAAAGGACAAGAUGUUAAACCUGCUCAGUCGACCGCAGUGAAAGCUGAAAAAGAGGUAGGUGGCUGCACAGACUCACUCUGGUUGUCCAGAAUGUCCAGACACAUAAUCCGUUUUUUUUGCAGGGAAACGUAUUCAAAAUUAUUCUCAUUCACAGGAGCCCAUUAUGUCAACAAGGAAGCGAAAGUCCAGCACUUCAUUGGCGGAAGAAGGUAUGUGUGCAAAAAUGUCUCCAGAGAUGUUUUACUGGUUUAUCAUUUGAGGUGCACUGUUAAAUUGAACAGUUGUUUACAAUGUUGUAACUUGUCUAUGGCUGUGUUCUCUCUUACAGUUCAGGAUGAGGAGAGCACCAUAGAGGAACAGGAGGCCAUGGAGGUGGCAGCUGAUCAGAAGGCAGAGUUGGGAGAUCUGGCUAAAGAUGGUCAGCAUGAUGCACUGUUUUCUCUUACUAUAACUAGUGAUCGAUUUCUCCCAAUUACCUUUAUUUUGUUUUUUUCAUUACUCAUUAAAAACAUGUAGGGUUUAAAAGCGCCCCUUAGUGUUUGUGUCUAUAUUGAGCCUUUCCUCUCUGUCUUGUAUCGUUCUCAGCUGAGAUGCCUCUGGAUGCGUUGAUGAAACAGUAUGCUGGUGCCUACGCUGAUAACUUUGACUGGCCCCUGCCUUCCCCACAGAGUGAUGAGGAGGACAGGGAUGAGACUGAAGGUGCACCUAAACUCUACAUACAGUACCAGUUAAAUGUUUGGACACACCUACUCAUUCAAGGGUUUUUAUUUAUUUUUUACUAUUUUCUACAUUGUAGAAUAAUAAUGAAGACAUCUAAACUAUGAAAUAACACAUCUGGAAUCAUGUAGUAACUAAAAAAGUAGCCACCCAUUGCUUUGAUGACAGCUUUGCACACUCUUGGCAUUCUCUCAACCAGCUUCACCUGGAAUGGUUGUCCAACAGUCUUGAAGGAGUUCCCACAUAUGCUGAGCACUUGUUGGCUGCUUUUCGUUCACUCUGCCGUCCGACUCAUCCCAAACCGUCUCAAUUGAGUUGAGGUCGGGUGAUUGUGGAGGCCAGGUCAUCUGAUGCAGCACUCCAUCACUCUCCUUCUUGGUAAAAUAGCCCUUACACAGCCUGGAGGUGUGUUGGGUCAUUGUCCUGUUGAAAAACUCAUGAUAGUCCCACUAAGCCAAAACUAGAUGGGAUGGCUUAUCGCUGCAGAAUGCUGUGGUAGCCAUGCUGGUUAAGUAUGCCUUGAAUUCUAAAUAAAUCACAGACAGUGUCACCAGCAAAGCACACACCAUAACACCUUCUCCAUGCUUUACGGUGGGAACUACACAUGUGGAGAUCAUCCGUUCAUCCACACCGCAUCUCACAAAGACACGGCGGUUGGAACCAAAAAUCUCAAAUUUGGACUCAUCAGACCAAAGGACAAAUUUCCACUGGUCUAAUGUCCAUUGCUCGUGUUUCUUGGCCCAAGCAGGUCUCUUCUUCUUAUUGGUGUCCUUUAGUAGUGGUUUCUUUGCAGCAAUUCGUCCAUGAAGGCCUGAUUCACACAGUCCCCUCUGAACAGUUGAUGUUGAGAGGUGUCUGUGACUUGAACUCUGUGAAGCAUUUAUUUGGACUGCAAUUUCUGAGGCUUGUAACUCUAAUUAACUUAUCCUCUGCAGCAGAGGUAACUCUGGGUUUUCCAUUCCUGUGGCGGUCCUCAUGAGAGCCAGUUUCAUCAUAGCGCUUGAUGGUUUUUUGCGACUGCACUUGAAGAAACCGUUCAAUGUUCUUGACAUUUUCCGUAUUGACUGACCUUCAUGUCUUAAAGUAAUGAUGGACUGUCAUUUCUCUUUGCUUAUUUGAGCUGUUCUUGGCAUAAUAUGGACAUGGUCUUUUAUCAAAUAGGGCUAUCCUCUGUAUACCCCCCCCCCCCCUACCUUGUCACAACACAACUAAUUGGCUCAAACGCAUUAAGAAGGAAUUAAAUUCCACAAAUUAACUUUUAAGAAGGCACAUGUGUUAAUUGAAAUGCAUUCCAGGUGACUACCUCAUGAAGCUGGUUGAGAGAAUGCCAAGAGUGUGCAAAGCUGUCAUCAAGGCAAAGGGGGGCUAUUUGAAGAAUCUCAAAUAUAAAAUAUAUUUGGAUUUGUUAAAACACUUUUUUGGUUACUACAUGAUUCCAUAUGUGUUAUUUCAUAGUUUUGAUGUCUUCACUAUUAUUCUACAAUGUAGAAAAUAAUAAAAAUAAAGGAAAACCCUUGAAUGAGUAGUUGUCCAAACUUUUGACUGGUACUGUAUAUACUCAAACUGUGUACCAGUCUAGCUAUGUGCCUCAUGCUCAUUGUUAUGCCAAGAUGAUUAGUUUCAAAGCAAAAGGAUUUGUAAACUGGUGGUGUUCCCUCAGUGGUGCUGAUGUAGUCAUUGUUCCCUCUCAGAGAUGGAGUCCUCUCUGGACAGCCCCCACGAGGCUGUAGUGAUAGACUCCCUGCUCAGUGUGGACCAGUAUCGAGGUUCUGAGAAGGCCAGCCCCCCUGGUGCUGACGGGAAGCCCAAGAAGGACAUAGCAGAGGUGGCAGCCGCCACAGAACUCAUCCUACCGAAGGGCAGUGCCAGGACCACCACUUCUGUGAGUCAUCACAACUGUCUCACUGACCCAGUCAUUCACUGUUGGGUGUCAUUUAACCAGUUUGUCAAUGAGAAGAAUUUGGCAAGAUGAAUGGGGAAAAAAGUGUAAUAAAUGAAAUAUAUAUAUUUAAGAGGACAGUUACUGAGUUAACAUGUACAAACAGGGAAUCAUUAUGACACUUUGCUAUGUGUCUUAGGGCCGCAGCCAGGCUCCUUUCCUGCUGCGUGGAUCACUGCGUGAGUACCAGCAGAUCGGAGUGGACUGGCUAGCCAGUCUCUACAAGAAACACCUCAACGGCAUCUUAGCAGACGAGACAGGGCUGGGCAAGACUGUGCAGACUGUGGCCUACCUGGCCCAUCUGGCCUGUCAAGAGGGUAAUCUACUGCUGAAAGACUUUAUUCAAUGCUUCUCUUUUGUUUAUUUAUGUAAACAUGUACGUAUUUUUAUGCAUGUAAACAUUCAUAUAGACUUAUUUUAUUUUUAUUUUUCAGGCAUCUGGGGCCCCCAUCUGGUUGUGGUGAGGACGUGUAAGAUCCUGAGCUGGGAGAUGGAGUUUAAACGCUGGUGUCCUGGCCUCAAAAUCCUCCUCUACCUCGGCAACAGACGGGAACGCAGAGCAAAGAGAAGGGUAACUAGUAAUGAUCUGUUUCAACAGGACCUUUUUCAGUAGACAUCCCCAUGAGAUGAAUUCCAUUCCAGCAGAGAGACUUGGGCAGGACAGCAGCACCAAAUGUGACAAUAAAUAACGCACACUUCUCAAGAAUAGAAUGCCUUAAAGAUUUAAAUGUUCUUCUCUACCCCUUUUUGGCUUCUGCUGUUAUUUAAAAUUGUUUACCCGUUUGUAAAUGAUUUCUCAGUCUGUCCAUAACUUGUGGUGUUGUUGAUGUGUCUCCAGUGGUGGGCGGAGGCCAACAGCUUCCAUGUGUGUGUGACGUCCUACAAGCUGCUGCUGAAGGACCAGAGCCACUUCCUGAGGAGGAGGUGGAAGCACCUGGUCCUGGAUGAGGUGCAGCUCAUUAAGAACAUGUCAGAGAAACACUGGGAAACAAUCUUUGCUCUCAAGAGGUAACAACUCUUAUUUUAGGGUAGCACCAUGGUUACACCCCCACACAGACUGGUCUGCUGAGGGCUUUUUGGUCUCAGCUUAGCAUGAAAUGAAAGUUUAGUUUAGACAGCUUAGAAAGUUAAACUCUUAAAUGUGGUUUUCCAUGCAUUUAAAAUUGUUAGCGAGCUAGAGAAACAACAAAAUCAAAUGAUGUGUUGGUGUGGUUUGUGUUCCAGUCAGCAGAGGAUCCUCCUGAUCAACACUCCACUCCAGAACACACUGAAGGAGCUGUGGACCAUGAUCCACUUCCUCCUGCCAGGCAUCACCAGACCCUACACAGACUUCCCUGUCAAGCCAGGCACAGACCAGAACCAGGACUACUGCCACAAACUGGUCAUCCGCCUACACAGGGUAAGUGUAGGGUUACAACCAAACCCCCCUUCUUUCUAAUGCUUGUGUGUUGAGAGUUUGUUACAGUCAGUUGUCUGAUAUCCAUCAAUGUGAUGGCGCUUUUAUUUGUGGUGGGAAGUGAUUGUGUAUCUGAAGGUUCUUUCAUUCCUAAUGAGUGUUUCUGGUCAUUAAAGAAGGUAUCUUGCUGAACUUUAUACCUGUGGGAAUUGGCCUAUAUGGAUAGGGCUGAAAUGUUUCUUACAGAAGAAAUAGAAAAAGCAUAUGCAUAAGCAUGGUAGCAAUUGAGAGGGAAAGGUUUCGAGAUUAUGGGGAAAUUAUUAGACGAAAGGUGAGUAUGCGACAGUUCACCUGACACAAGACUAAAUCCAAAUUACACUGUUGAUUUUGUGAAUUUUACAUUUAAUGUACUUUUUGCCGCAUUGUUGAUAACAAAAUCUGAAAAUACUCUGCAUACAUUCAGUAACAUAAGAAUAUUCCUGGAAAAUGUGGGGUAGGUGCAACAUAAGACAAAAAAAUGACAUGGGUUUGAGUGAGAGGACUAACUGGUGUCUCCAAGUGAUCACACACCUCUCCAAAGGGUGCCCAGUUCCUAAGUAAUGUCAAUGCACUUUUAGGACUUGAAGAGUCUUCAACUACAAUAUGUUUUUUUUUAGCUCUCCUAGCUGUGCCUUUGAGGAACUAGAGCAAGCACACUUUUUGGAACAUAAGAGCAGGUACACUUUUUGGAAAACGAGCAAGCACACUGUUUGGAACCUGCAUCCCGCCCUCACACAAUUACUGUUGUUUACGCAAUCCAAAAACAGUCAAUUAUAAAUCGCAAUCUGGAUCAAGUGGGCAUAAUUUGAAAACCUGUUCUAUUGCCAAUAUAUGACUAGCUAAAUUAUAAAAUACGAUAUAACAGUAUUAGGCUUUCACAAUGCAAUCCAGGGAAACGGAUCAUCAUUUUGAUGCGCAUAGAAAGGAGUCAUGAGUGCAUUCAGGUGUGUGUGCUGCAGCAAAUUUUCUUCACAAUAGACAAACCGGCUCAUUCUGUAAAGAACAACCCAACAUAGUGAUCAUAAACGUUGGCACUGUAUGUGACAUGAGUUUUAUGAUAUGGAAAUGUGAAGUGCAAAUUUGGACUCAAAUUUGGACAGGUGUUUUACUUGCUUGUAUGACAUCAAAGCGGUAUUUAUUAUAAUCCUCAACGUCUCAUCUUUCUAAAUACAUAGUCCUCUUAAUUUACAGCAUUUCGCUCACCCAGACAACAAAAAGUGUGCAAAAGUUGCCCAAUUAGCGGGAGGGAUUGGGUGGAUGAGCGGGCGACCGACCGGGCGACCAAGAUGCUUAAGUUCAGAACGGCUAUCAGUCAAAGUCCAUACAGCGCUGUGAAGCGCAGAGCCAGAACUCUGACGUCAUAUAUAGCAUGUUACUUGUACAGUCACUGCAUUCCAAUUUAGGCGUUUAUCGGUACCACUGGUCAUCAGUAUGAUUCCCCUUUACCAGGGCAGAGCUGUUCAUACCUAGAUACCAUUAGAUCUGACAUCCUUUCUCCUCUCUCUCUCCAGAUGAUCCAACCCUUCAUCCUGAGGCGCUGUAAGAGGGACGUGGAGAAGCAGCUUCCUAAGAAGUAUGAACACAUCCUCAAGUGUCGCCUUUCCAGCAGACAGAAGAGCAUGUAUGAAGAUAUCCUCACUCAGCCAGGGUGAGUUGGGCCUCCAGACACCACAUAACCUCCGCCUAAUGUAUGGCCAACCUGAUUGUAUAAUUAGUAUAGUAUUUAGUUUUAUACUCAUAGACUGAAUAUUUGAGCACAGGUUCUAUACCUGGAAACGCAUUAUGAUUAUUUGGUAGUGAUAGGAGGGGGGAAUCGAUAGUUACAUAUGGCAAUAUUAUUUUGGGACGAUAUUAUAUUGAUAUUUGACACCCAAUUAUCAAUAAAAUAUAUAUAUAUAUUUUGCUACUGUAGGUAGGGUUAGCUAGAGCUAGUCAGCUGUAUCUGCGUCAAACUGGUAUUUUUCAUCUUAUAGCUCGUCCUCCUUUUUAAAUAGUGAGCCAACAUGUUUUCAGCACUCUUAUUUCCCUGACUGAUCAGAACUUGUGUUCUCAUGCCCUCUCUUGUCUCUGUGCAGCAGACAUAGUGAGCAAUAUGUUUGGAACAUCAAAUCGUAUCGAAUCGCUAUACAUAUAGAAUCGUGAGAAUCGCAAUGCAUAUCAUUUCGGCACCUAAGUAUUGUGAUAAUAUCGUAUCGUGAGGCCCCUGGCAAUUCCCAGCCCUAUUAUUUUGUUAUAAUCAGAGCAUGGUUGCUCAAAUGUUAAAUUCACUUGCCCUCUUUCUGAAUGUCUUGUGCUCUGUCCUCUGUCUGCCCGUAGAGCCCAGGAGGCAUUGAAGACUGGUCAUUUUGUGAGUGUGCUGCAGGUGCUGAUGCAGCUGCAGAGGAUCUGUAACCACCCAGACCUGGUGAACAUCAGGGAGACCAGCAGCUCCUACGUGUGUUCCUCUCUGCAGUACAACACCCCUUCCCUGGUGCUGGGAGCCCUGCAGGACGACCAACGCACGGUAGGACUAGUAGGAUACCAGUAUCACACACAGCUUCAACACCUGAGGGUUUAAUCCAGUUUAUUCUAUUUCAUUAGUACUGCUCACCUGAGUGACGUGGAAUGGAAUUGAUUAGAUUGGUUUAGAUGUAACUUUAUCUGAGAACUUAGUCUGCACCUGCAUAUGAGGUUCAAAACACACUUGUAUUCCUUUUGUCUCUUUUUCUAGAGCCUGGACCUGUCCCUGUUCGACUUGAUCAGUAAUGAGAACAGACUGACGCGCUACGAGACAGAGGAGGUUCUACCCAAACUCAAAGUCACCCGUCAGCUGAUUGAGGAGAUCCACAGUGCUCCGGACCCACCGGCCAGACCCAAGCCCUGCAAGAUCAAACCAAUGAGGUCUGUGCUCUACCUUUCACAUCACAUGGAAACCCUAAUACACAUGACAUGGAUGAUUCCAUUCUGUUACUCACAAAAAUGGAAAAUAAAUCAUAUUUACUAAUUCUAUUCUAUCAUGUUGCAUCAGUAGCGCUAGGCAGUGUUGCAUGACCUGUGACCUUUAUUGAGUCUAUGAUUUGAUUGACAGGUUGUUCCAGCCAGUGCAGUAUGGUACCAAGCCAGAGGGCCGUCUGGUGCCCAUGACCAAUACUGUGGGUCAGCAGCGUCCUCCAGCCACCACUACCACCCCCCUCACCACCACCGCCACUAUUACUUCUACUGCCCCUCAGCCAGCCCAGACCAGGGGCAAGUCCCCUGUCACCACCACCACUACCACCACACAGGGUAAGAUCUCACUAUAGACCCCUAGACAAUGCUACACCUUGGUAUGCACUGGGGUUCACACGCGUUUCAUGCUGUUUUCAAGUUGAAUAACUUAAUGAAGGAAAUCAAACAUUUGUCUUCAUGCGUUUUGAUAAUUGCAGUUCAUUGUUUACAGUAUUUGUGUAGUGUGUAUCACACAGAUAAUCUCAUGAUGUUACCAUGUAAUGUUUUGUAAAGUGUGAUUGUAGUUGGUCAUGACACUAAAAACUGCGUUUCAGUGAAGUUAAUUAAACUAACUAUGCAUAGCCUGUGUGUGUCUCAUUACCACCAUUACAUUUUCAAAUUGUGUGGUUUAUACAUGUGUAACUAAAAGAUACUGUCAUCAACAUAAUUUCAGAACAAAAUCCAAAGCAACAUUUUGCUACUCCAAAUGUAUCCUAAAACAGAGAAGUCCAAGGCAAAGAUUUGAUUAUAUUGACAUCCUCUUUUGACUCUAAUCCUAUCAAUCCAAGACGGGUAUAAACCUAAACUUGCUGAUGGACCACCACCCUCGAGUUGUGCUGUUGAAUUAACUGACGCGUUGUUUCAGUUAGCCCAUCCCAAACUCCCUUGUACUUCACAGUGGCUGGGACCGCUAUUCAGAAAGCCCAGACUACCUCUCCUGCCACCGGCACCACUGGGUCUGCUGUAGCAUCCUCUGGGAGCUCCGCCGCUGGCCAGCAUGUGGUGGGGGCUGCCCCCCCUGUGGCCCUGGGUCAGGCUCUGUGUGGCGCAGCCCAGCCCACUCUGUCUGGUAUUGUCCAGGUCCCCAGGCCGGCCCUAGGCCCCACCCAUGCCAUCCAGUCCAGCCUGGUUCCCCAGAGACUGGUUCUAACAUCCCAGGCCCAGGCACGGUUGCCUAGUAAGUGGCCUCCUCCCCUUCCCUCACCUCCCUUCAAUGCAUUUCUAUUGUCCUAUUUUACUGCAGAGAAUCAUUGAGUGAAGAAAAAUAGCACUUUAUAAAUGAGAACUACAGCCAUGUCAGCAGCAUCCCCAAACAGCCUCAAUCUUCCUCAGUCUGAAACCUGCAUGUCCACAACCCAAUGUCUGCUGCCAUGACAGACCACACAAUACUGGUUUAACCAUUUAAAACUAUAUUUUCCCCCACCUAAAUAUUGGUUCUCCCAUUUUACUAAUAUUUUGCUUCUUGUCAGCCCAGCUGCAGGAAGAUAUCCCAAAGUGUUGUUUCCUUCUUAGAUUUUUUUUGUGUUGUUGUUAUGUUUUCUUUUGACCCUGAGAGUUUGUGUACUGCUAAGCAUGUGGAAAUGACCCCGCUGACCUCAGGCCACUCCCUACCCUACCCCAGUGUGAACACACACAGAAACCUUUUCAAUCGCAACUCAACACACAACACACAAAUUAUAGCACAUACAUUUAUUUUUUUAGAGUAGUUUUAUCUUUAAAAGAGCAAACUGCUAUUUGUUGGCAAUAAUUUUAUGAGGAUAAAGGUGCAUUAUCUGUUUGCAUGCCUGUAAUAGGUGUGUUGUAGUUGUUGUUGAAAAGGCAGUUAAGUGCAAGCCAUUGCUUUAACUGAAUACAUGUUUGUUGCAGGGUCUCUGUCUCACCUGAAGAUUACUGUUUUUAGUUUCUUUUCCCCCUCAGGGUUGGCUAGAGAUGAGUAACUGCAAUGGUUCUCAUGUUGUGGAGGGCAGCUACCUACACUCGUCCCACUCAUUAACCCACCCAUUGCAUGUCUAGUCUCUCACCCUUCAACUAACUGAAAUAUGUCUUUAUUUUGUAUUUUUGGUGAUGCAGUCGUACAGCUCUUUUAGUCUGUGGUGUUAUUUGAUUAGAGGUCUGUGUGUAUGUACUCUUUCCUCCUGCUGAAGGUGGAGGAGAUGUGUUGAAGAUAGCCCAGCUGGCGUCCAUAGCAGGCAGCCAGAACCGAAUCUCCCAGCCCGAGACCCCCGUCACUCUGCAGUUCCAGGGCAACAAGUUCACCCUGUCCCCCAGCCAGCUCCGACAGCUCACCACUGGGCAGCCCUUGCAGCUCCAAGGUACACUCGGUAAUGUACACCCAACAUUUCAUACUCUCCCUAUAACUUCUCUUUUUCUCCCUGCCCUUUUUGUCAGAAUGUCCUUCACUAUAUUGUAAUCACUUACAACAAAGAUGCUACUUUAAAUGAUACUCCUUUUAACUCUACCAUGUAUUUGGUAGAAUCCGCUUCAUAGAAAUGCAGAGAGUUGGAUAACCAAUGUUACAUGUAUAGACAUUCUUACUAGAGCAGUGGUCACCAAACGGCCGAUCAACUGGUCGAUCUUGAAGGCAUUUCUAGUCGAUCACGAAACAUUUAUAUAAAAAACCCAACGAGAAAGCUUUGUAUUCCUAUUUUUCUGUCUCGCGCUGUUGGCAGUAGGUGCACGUAGGUGCGCUUGUUUCAGUUGCCCUGCGCGCCGGUGAAGUGUUCGCAUUUUGAACCAUUUCAUGUGUCUGAAAGUACAAACUCCGCCUACUCGGCGUGCCCAGAGAGCAAAUCAAGUGCACGUAUAGGCCUGCCACUAGCCAAUCGAAUUUCUCAGAUCACCUUGUCAAAGUAAGUUGAUACUGUGAUUUCAAAACGUUUAAAACCAUGACUAGAAAGAGACUGUCAAGGAAUACAGCAAAGAGCUGUGUUCAUGUUAAAGUUUUUAUUCACCACUUUUAUAAGCCACUCGUGCUGCAACCAAGACUGCAGCUUCAAUGAAUGAGGAGCAAAGUGUAUCGAUGGGCUUGCGUUGUUAUUGUUAGCGGCUGUGUGUGUUUUAAUAUUUCACUUUUUCUGGUCAUAGGAGUAACAACAUGAAUUUGUGCAUGAGGCAGAAAUAAUGUGGUGUGACUCGAUUUUGGGUAUCUGCUCGAAGACGGUGUCCCCUUUUUGGUCAGUCUUACUCUUAGCGUAGGGGGGAGAGCUGAGGGACAGUACGACGGUGAGAGGCGGACCCACUGAUGCUCUCCCUCCACUGAGACUGACCAUCAGAUGCCAUCACACUGGACCAUCAGUCCAGUAAAAAAAAUACACAUUAUUUCAAUUUAUGCUCACUCAGCUAUGCCUCACAAGUAAUAAAACAAAUGAUCUAUUACCAGUGUGAUCAUAUACCUCAAGUAUAAUUUUAAAAUGGUCUGAGAAGAACAACAUUGGCAGGGCAAUUUGAGCAUAGCCAAUAUGCAAUGAUAAUGUAUUGGGCGUAUAGCCUACUACAACUCACAUUGCUACAGAACUAUUUUUAAUAGGUUAAUGUUGCAUAGGCUUAUGUUUAAGUCAUGUUAAAAAUAAAAUUACAUCUGAGCGGUAGGUAAAUCUCAGCCUUCAUUUUGACUCAAAGUGACCUCGGCUCAGAAAAGUUUGGGGACCACAGAACGAGAGUGAUUAAAACUAAAUGGUUAUAUCUGUUAAAUGGUUUCUGUGUCGUCUGUGUGCCUGGCUGUGUGAUGGUACAGGUAACAUCCUGCAGAUAGUGUCGGCCCCUGGUCAGCAGAUCCUCCGGCCCCAGGGCUCUAUGGUCAUGCAGACGGUACCUCAGGCUGUACCUGUCUCCAACUCGUCCACCAGACCUGGCACCCCACCACCAGUCGGCCCUGCCCAACAAGGUAAGCCAGCCACCUUCAACUGUGAAUAGUGCAGAUAGUGCCUCAAGAAUUACACCACUAUGGGUGUUUCUCAAUAUGCAUACUACCGUGCUCUACACUCUCAUGCUCCGAGUGCAUUCUCCAACGACGUUCUCUUGAGUACGUUCUUUUGAGGAUGAGAGUGUGAAGAAUGCAUAAAACAUUACAUUUGAGAAGCGCUUGUACUCCCCCUGCUGUAUUACCUCACGCUUCACCUCCCCAUUCGCUGAUCCGUCUUCCAGCCAGAACAAUGGCAACAAUAGAUGAAACAAGAUAUACACAAAGCAACCGUUUUAACUUCAUAACUAUCAGCUAGCUAUAUAUGAAUCAUAAUAAUGUAGCUAUCCAGAUAGUUUAACAGGCAAAAAUGACAUUUAACAUUUUAGUCAUUUAGCAGACGCUCUUAUCCAGAGCGACUUACAGUUGUGUAGUGAGUGCAUAAGUUUUCAUACUGGUCCCCCUUGGGAAUCGAAUCUACAACCCUGGCAUUGCAAACGCCAUGCUCUACCAACUGAGCUACACGGGACGAAUGACCUCAAACUAUUAUUAUGCAAGAUAGAUGUAAAUUCUUCGUGGGUAGCUAGCUAACAAUUCUUUGUUUCUAUCUGGCUAGCUAACAGUACUAGUAGCUAACCGGUUAUCCCUAUUGACUUACAUUUACAUCAUUUAGCAGACGCUCUAAUCCAGAGCGAUUUACAAAUUUGACUUAUUAUGGGCUUGCGAUCUACGGUACGUAGGCAGGUAAAGAUGCCAAAAUUAACACAGCAUGUAUUUAUUAACGUAGCAAGAUAAAAAAAUAUUGUAGUCAGGCAACGUAUGCCAUGUGAAUAGGCAACAUUUCAUUCCGAAGUCAGUGUAUUUUCUCUCGCUUCAGCUCAAAUAAUGGCAGGAAGUUCAACUAUUGAGAAAGUAGACUAAACCAUUCCAACGUUUCUGCAACUACCUCCCCCUAACAAGCAACGUUUGAAAUAUGUUCUACCCUCUUGUGGCUUUGAGUCAGUGACUCUUAUCACAGAGCGAAAUUUUUAAGUAUAAAGUGGAAAUUGUGCGUCAUUUUUUACAUGGUUGCGUCAUAUUUCUUUGCAUACCUUCCGUUGAAGCUUGCAUCGAUGCAUGUUUCAAAAUAUGUACAAACGGAGUGCUCUCCUUGCUUUGUUUCACAUACUUUGAUUUGGACUCAUACUCUGACCCUCCCGUGCUACAAUUUGCGUGCUCCGAGCACGGUAGUAUGCAUUUUGAGAGACACUCUAUGUCUCUGCUGUCAUGGCUUACACUGUGUACACAGUCAAAUAUUACUCUAUAGUAACCUUUCUAACAAAGUGAUUUUGUUGUAAUGGUCUUAGUCUUUCUCCCUUUUACUUUGAAGCUUCAGGGGUGACAUCAAAUGCCUUGGGGGUGAGCUCCCAGCCUGCUCCUGCUGCUCCUAUUGCCUCUCAGGUGGGUAGAACAGGCAUUGGUAGAACACAGAAUAACAUGAAAUGAAAACAUACCUAUAUUUCUGUAGCCCCCUAACCCAUAUAUUCUCAUUGAAGGGAUGAAAUGUGAAUAUGAUGCCAUUGUUCUCUGUGUCGUGUAUAGGUGACGUCAGAGGAGAGGAGUCGUCAGCUGAAGGAGCGUCUGAGCCGCCUGUUCAGUGCCAACGAGAGGCGUUGUGACCGCAGUGUGCUGUACGGGGCUGACCUGCUCCAGGCCUGCUCUGUGACCCCAGGGGCUCCUCACUCUGCCCUGAGCCCCGGGGGCUGGAGGUGGGUGGGCAGGGACAGCUGCCUCAGGGCCCAGAGGACUCCUGUGGCCACCACCACACACCUCCAGUCUGCUCUGCUCUCCUCCACACACCGCCAGGACGCCAGCAGCAGCCUAGUCAGCAGGUGCCCAACUACCUGUGGUGGUCAAUCACCUCACAUCACUGUCGGAUUAAACUUUUAAUAUCAUGACGGACAUAAUCACACUGGUUCAAAAUCAGUUACGUUUGCAUACAGUGAAUUGAGUUAAAGCCGACUUGAGUUCAUAUAGCCUUUUGUAUUUCUUAGUAAUUGAAAAACUCUCCUCUCUCUGUAGGUUAUCAUGUGUUGUCCCUGCUGCAGUAGCUCGUCCCCCUUACCUGUAUGCAGCCAAUCCCCCAGCUCCCUACAGCCUGGAGCAGAAGUCGAUCAGUCGCAGGCUCCAGGAGGCCGCCACCCCCCACAGCACAGAGAUCCACAGCCUGGCCUCUGGACACCUGCUCCAGUUCCCUGACCUGCAGCUCAUGCAGAUGGACUCGGGUGAGCUCAGCAGAAGAUUAUAUAUUUAGCUGUGCCAGGGCUUAAGGCUUUCCUAUAAGCCUUGCUAAACAUAGGUAGUCCAUUGUCUGCUUGGGCUGCACACUUCGUUCGAAUUACAGUAAAAUUAACAUAAUGUUUUGCUCCGAAGGUAAACUUGAGGCCCUGGCCAUUCUGCUCCAGAAACUGAGGUCAGAAAAUCGCCGCGUACUCAUCUUCACACAGAUGGUGAAGAUGCUGGACAUCCUGGAGGCCUUCCUGGACCACCGGCAGCUCACAUACAUCCGUGUUGACGAGAGCCUGAUCACAGAGGAACGCCAGGUAAAACCCCUUUGUACCAAGGAAAUAGUCAUCAACUGCACCUGUUUGGUGCCUGUGUUAUAGUGAGUUGACACACAGACUUCUAUCAGUGUUGCAUUACUAGGGUUAAUUGUAGUUCUCACUCAGUGACAGCCUGCCUCUCUUUCCGUUUCACCCUAUCUUACACCGGAACCUCUUGAAUCAGUGCAGUGUUCUGGCACUAUAAGGGGACAGAGUACUACGCUCACUUCACUUCCUACUGGAUGUUGGUUCUACUAGGGCCUUAAAGAAGCACACAGUUGCAGCUCUAGAGAACCUAUGGGGCUUUCUGGCUUUUUUGUUGCUGUACUUUUUACUCUUCUGCUACACUUGCUAUUUCAUUUUCUGUCUGUCCAAUCAGAUGUGUCUGUCUCUUUUCUAACUGACCUCUUGUUUAAUUCUCCUUCCCUCUCUCUUGUCGGUGAGCUGAGUGAACUAUACCGGAAGUGUUUGGUUUAGGGUUGACCCCAUUUAGUCAACUGGUCGAUUGUUUGGUCCAUAGGCUGUUGGUCGACUGAGAUUUCUUUAGUCGAGCAGUAGCCUAUAUAUAUAUAUAUAUAUAUAUAUAUACUACCAUUCAAAAGUUUGGGGUCACUUAGAAAUGUCCUUGUUUUCGAGAAGAAAAGCAUUUUUUUUGUCCAUUAAAGUAACAUCAAAUUGAUCAGAAAUACAGUGUAGACAUUGUUCAUGUUGUAAAUGGCUAUUGUAGCUGGAAACGGCUGAUUUUUAAUGGAAUAUCUACAUAGGCGUACAGAGGCCCAUUAUCAGCAACCAUCAGUCCUGUGUUCCAAUGGCACGUUGUGUUUGCUAAUCCAAAUGUAUCAUUUGAAAAGGCUAAUUGAUCAUUAGAAAACCCUUUUGCAAUUAUGUUAGCACAGCUGAAAACUGUUUUGCUGAUUAAUAAAACUGGCCUUCUUGAGACUAGUUGAGUAAAAAAGCCAUAUCUCAGUCUGCCCAUCUGAAUCUUUUCUUUUUAUUGGCCAGUCUGAGAUAUGGCUUUUUCUUUGCAACUCUGCAGCAUCCCGGAGUUGCCUCUUCACUGUUGACGUUGAGACUGGUGUUUUGCGGGUGCUAUUUAAUGAAGCUGCCAGUUGAGGACCUGUGAGACGUCUGUUUCUCAAACUAGACACUCUAAUGUAUUUGUCCUCUUGCUCAGAUGUGCACUGGGGCCUCCCGCUCCUCUUUCUAUUCUGGUUAGAGCCAGUUUGCGCUGUUCUGUGAAGGGAGUAGUACACAGCGUUGUACGAGAUCUUCAGUUUCUUGGCAAUUUCUCGCAUAGAAUAGCCUUCAUUUCUCAGAACAAGAAUAGACUGACGAGUUUCAGAAGAAAGUUAUUUGUUUCUUGCCAUUUUGAGCCUGUAAUUGAACCCACAAUUGCUGAUGCUCCAGAUACUCAACUAGUCUCAAGAAGGCCAGUUUUAUUGCUUCUUUAAUCAGCACAACAGUUUUCAGCUCUGCUAACAUAAUUGCAAAAGGGUUUUCUAAUGAUCAAUUAGCCUUUUAAAAUGAUCAACUUCGAUUAGCAAACACAACGUGCCAUUAGAACACAGGACUGAUUGUUGCUGAUAAUGGGCCUCUGUACGCCUAAGUAGAUAUUCCAUAAAAUAUCUGCCAUUUCCAACUACAAUAGCCAUUUCCAACAUUAACAAUGUCUACACUGUAUUUCUGAUCAAUUUGAUGUUAUUUUAAUGGACAAAAAAAUUGCUUUUCUUUCGAAAACAAGGACAGUUCUAAGUGACUCAAAACUUUUGAACGGUAGUGUAUAUGCAGGCCUCAACCACUUCCCUGAGAGCACAUGAUUCAGUAUAUCAUGCAGCCCUCAGGUUCAUUACCAAUCAAUAACGUCUAACACGUGAUCUCUACAGCGCCGUUGGCUGGUCGUCAUUGACCUUGCGUAGGCUUAAACAAUGGUAUACACUGAUUUAUAAGGCCAUACUGGGUAAAAUGCCACUUUAUCUAUGUUCUUUUUUAAUCAGGUCAGUAAAUAAAUAUCAAUUACGGUGCCAUUCUCAUUUUGCUUUUAACAGUACCAAGAAUUAGAACAGGUCCUGGAAUUCUCUCCUGAACAUUUUAAAAUGUGAUGAUCUAGUCAUGUUGGUGAAGUUCAAACACUUGGUCAAUGUAAAUAUCAGUGUAAUUGUCUUUUAGGACAGCUGUUUUUUAGUUAUGACAUUCGUGUUUCUUUUCAUAAUAUGUAAUUGUUGUACUGUAUGUGUCUAUAGUUUUGUUCAAUGUUGUGUUAGUGUAUGUAAGUAGUUUUGUCUGAAACGUUGUUCCCCCUGCUGCUGUUGGACCAGGUCUCUCUUGAAAAAUAGAUUUUAUCUCAAUGAGAAAAACCUGUAUAACUAAAGGUUAAAUAAAAAAAUGUUCAAUCAAAUCAAUUGCGGUUGGACACCCUCUAGUCAUUUGUGUGUCUUAAUUAGGCUAUUUGAUCAAACAGUGUGCUUAAACCACCAGACAAGCUCAGUGCAUAUGGUUGAUUUGAUUAAAACACAUAGGAUGUGUCUAUGUGGAAAAAUACGUUAAAAAAUGUAUACCAAUUGAUUGAGUGGGAUAAGAUAUACAACUCUAAAGCCCUCUCCUUGGGACUAAUCUGUGUCUAUGUUUCUCAUGAUAUUCCCCUCCCUCCCAUCAGGAACAUAUGAAGACCUUCAACAGGAACAGACAGGUGUUCUGCAGCAUCCUGACCAACCGUUGCUGCUCGGCCGUGGGGACAGUGUUCGACGCAGAUACCAUCAUAUUCUACGACACGGACCUCAACCCCAGCAUGGAUGCCCGCACCCAGGAGUGGUGCGACAAGAUCGCACGAUCCAAGGACAUCCACAUCUACAGGUAAAACACAGGAAAAAUACAUGUUGUGCCGUAACUCUACAUACAGUGAGGGAAAAAAGUAUUUGAUCCCCUGCUGAUUUUGUACAUUUGCCCACUGAAGCAAUCAAUCAAUCAGAUUCCAAACUCUCCACCAUGGCCAAGACCAAAGAGCUCUCCAAGGAUGUCAGGGACAAGAUUGUAGACCUACACAAUGCUGGAACAGGCUACAAGACCAUCGCCAAGCAGCUUGGUGAGAAGGUGACAACAGUUGGUGCGAUUAUUCUCAAAUGGAAGAAACACAAAAUAACUGUCAAUCUCCCUCGGCCUGGGGCUCCAUGCAAGAUCUCACCUCGUGGAGUUGCAAUGAUCAUGAGAACGGUGAGGAAUCAGCCCAGAACUACACAGGAGGAUCUUGUCAAUGAUCUCAAGGCAGCUGGGACCAUAGUCACCAAGAAAACAAUUGGUGACACACUACGCCGUGAAGGACUGAAAUCCCGCAGCGCCCGCAAGGUCCCCCUGCUCAAGAAAGCACAUAUACAGGCCUGUCUGAAGUUUGCCAAUGAACAUCUGAAUGAUUCAGAGGAGAACUGGGUGAAAGUGUUGUGGUCAGAUGUGACCAAAAUGGAGGUCGUUGCCAUCAACUCAACUCGCCGUGUUUGGAGGAGGAGGAAUGCUGCCUAUGACCCCAAGAACACCAUCCCCACUGUCAAACAUGGAGGUGGAAACAUUGUGCUUUGGGGGUGUUUUUCUGCUAAGGGGGCAGGAUUUUUUUUUUUGGCCAUUUAGCAGACGCUCUUAUCCAGAGCGACUUACGGGAGCAAUUAGGGUUAAGUGCCUUGCUCAAGGGCACAUCGACAGAUUUUUCACCUAGUCGGCUCGGGGAUUAGAACCAGUGACCUUUCGGUUACUGGCACAACGCUCUUAACCACUAAGCUACCUGCCGCCCCGGAUAGGACAAUUUCACCGCAUGAAAGGGACGAUUGACGGGGCCAUGUACCGUCAAAUCUUGGGUGAGAACCUCCUUCCCUCAGCCAGGGCAUUGAAAAUUGGGUCGUGGAUGGGUAUUCCAGCAUGACAAUGACCCAAAACACACGGCCAAGGCAACAAAGGAGUGGCUCAAGAAGAAGCACAUUAAGGUCCUGGAGUGGCCUAGCCAGUCUCCAGACCUUAAUCCCAUAGAACAUCUGUGGAGGGAGCUGAAGGUUUGAGUUGCCAAACGUCAGCCUCGAAACCUUAAUGACUUGGAGAAGAUCUGCAAAGAGGAGUGGAACAAAAUCCCUCCUGAGAUGUGUGCAAACCUGGUGGCCAACUACAAGAAACGUCUGACCUCUGUGAUUGCCAACAAGGGUUUUGCCACCAAGUACUAAGUCAUGUUUUGCAGAGGUGUCAAAUACUUAUUUCCCUCAUUAAAAUGCAAAUCAAUUUAUAACAUUUUUGACAUGCAUUUUUCUGGAUGUUUUUGUUGUUAUUCUGUCUCUCACUGUUCAAAUAAACCUACCAUUAAAAUUAUAGACUGAUCAUGUCUUUGUCAGUGGGCAAACGUACAAAAUCAGCAGGGGAUCAAAUACUUUUUUCCCUCACUGUACCAUAUCAGGAUAUGAAGAAACGCAUACUGUUGUUGCUGCUGAAAUGUAAGUCAGUGUGAGGUUGGUAACUCGGUGUCUUUAUAUCCCAGACUGGAGAGCGGGAACUCCAUUGAAGAGAAGCUGCUAAAGAACGGCACCAAGGAUCUGAUCCGAGAGGUGGCUGCACAGGGGACUGACUACACAUUGGCAUUCCUCACACAGGUAAGAUCCUUUACCCUCACACCAACCAGACCCCUGCUCUGACUGAAAAUCAUACUAUAUUUGGUUAUUAAAUACGCUGUGUCUGUGUGUCCAGCGGACCAUCCAGGACCUCUUUGAGGUGGAGGCCGGCUCGGGGGAGAAGGUUGAGGAGUUUGUGGUUCUGCACCAGGAGCCGUCUCCCUCUGAGGCCAUCUCUCCCCGCGUGGCUAGGCCCUACAUCCAGGCCCUCCACAGCAUCAGCCUGGGCGCCCCGCCACCAGAGCAGCAGGAGGAGGAGAGCCAAGAGGGUCAGGAGGAGGACCUGGAGAAGGAGCUGCAGGUCAAAGAGGAGCCCUCUCAGCUGGAGGAGCUUAACGCUGUAAUGGACCAGGUGAUAAACGGUCAUGAAGUGCCUUCUUCCAGUAUAUUGUAGACUACAUACCAGGGAACUAGCACAUCUGUUUCAACUAAUACUGGAUUGUCUUCAUAAUUUCCUCCAUUAGCUAACACCAAUAGAAAAAUAUGCCCUGCAAUACCUGGAGUAUCUUCAUGUCAGUGAAGACGAACUUGUUGCUAAGGUAAGACUCAAACGCUCCUCUCAGAUAUCCAGAGGUACUACUAGCUUGUAAGACAUUGCAUUCUAAAAGUAGCACAAGGCCACAAUUACAAAUGUUUUAUAACUUUAAUAAUACUUAAUGUGAAUUUCAGGAGCGACUGUUGUGUGCGAAGAGAGGCUGGGAGAUGCAGCACCUCCAGAAACUGAAGGCUGAAGACGAGGAGAGGAUUAUCAUUGAGGAAGAGGAGGACCUGUUCACGUACACCAGAGAGGAUGCUUACAACAUGGUAGGCUUUCACUCUCUCAUCAGGAGUUUAUUCAUUACGCCUAUUAUGUUGCAAAAUGUUUUUUAUUCGGAAGCGAAUGAAACGGGGAGGGACCUAACUGAAUUUGUCCAAUACAAACUCUUGUUUUGCUCUGUUUACUUCUUAAACGGUAAAUGGUUUCGGUAAUGAAUACGCCCAUGGUGUUCACAGUAUUCAAAUAAGAGAACAGAGCCUGUAGUAUAUUUCCGUUGUAAAUCAGUGGUAAUGGGAGCUAAAGUCUCUGUUUCAACAGGAGUAUGUGUUUGAUGGAGAAGAUGGCCAAACGGAAAUCAUGCCGGUAAGUCGGUCACAUAAUAUCUACAUGACCGUAUCUGCUUGUCCUGAGGUAUAUCAUAAUGUACCCUCUUAUUAUCCAUGAGCCUGUCAGCUGUGUUAACCUAUGGUUCUGGUUGCAGCUGUGGACUCCACCUACCCCACCGCAGGAUGACAACGACAUCUAUAUCGACUCUGUCAUCUGUCUGAUGUACGACUCUGCUCCCAUGCCUGAGUCCAAACUGCCUCCGGUCUACAUCCGCAAGGAGCACAAGAGACUCAAGAUGGACCCCUCAGGUAAGGCUUUGUAUUCUGGUAACAAACAUUACAGUAUAGUACAUUGUGUGUGUGUGUGUGUAGUGAUGCACUUGUGAUCUCUGUCCUGUGUUUUCUGCCCAGCAGCAGGCAGGAAGAAGAAGAAGGGUCAUGGGGAGACGGUGAUUCCUCCUCGCUCCCUCUUUGAGAAGGCCAGCAUGCUCAAGGUCCGCCGAGAGGGCAAAGACCAAAAGAAGAACUUCUCCCUGAAGCAGCAGGCACCCUUUGCCAAGCCUCUGCCCUCGCUGGUCAAACCUGCCAUGGAGGCCGGACAGGACAACCCAGAGUGGCUCAUCAGUGAAGACUGGGCCCUUCUACAGGUACUGGGCAGGCUGCUACUGGGAUGGCUUGUUUUACCCAAUACUGUGGUUGGUCUAAUGAAAAGUCUGUCAUACUGUACGUUUGCUAGAUACUCUCAGAUGAGGUGAACUAAAGUAUACUUAGAAUCUAAGCUAUUUGUAAUGAAUGAUAUAUUCUGUUAGUGAUGUAAGUGUCCCCUCUCUCUCUGUGCGUGGCAGGCUAUGAAGCAGCUCCUGGAGCUCCCUCUGAAUCUAACCAUCGUGUCUCCGGCCCACACCCCCAACUGGGACCUGGUCAGCGACGUGGUCAACUCCUGCAGCCGCAUCUACCGCUCGCCCAAGCAGUGUCGCAACCGCUACGAGAACGUCAUCAUCCCCCGGGAGGAGGGCAAGGUGAGCAGACAUGACGACAGUUACUAAAGUGUGAGUGGCACCAAGACAUCAUGUUGUUUGAGCAUUCAGAUAAUUAAACCAUACUGGUUUUGUUAUUCAUUGUAGUUGGUGUAUGAGGCGAACCCUAAGAAGAAAACCAAGAGCAUAUACAAGGUACAUUGACCUACUCUUGUCGUUUACAACGGUCGUAAUGUUUGAUGCACAGAGCCCUCUUGAUUGACCAGGAUCCCUCCUUUUUCCUCCACCAGUCUAAGAACAGCCGGCCACUGCGGACCUGUCAGAUCUACACCCAGGAUGACAACGCUACACACAUCCAGCUUUACAACAGCCGCUUUGAGCUCAUGAAGAUCAUCGCCAGCAAGAGGAGUCCCCCCAUCAAACCACUGUAAGCACUCAAGAUCUUUCCUCUGUACCUUGAAAUAAUGCAUGUUGUGUCAUCAGCCUCAUGAUUAACAUGCUCACUGUGCAAUUCUAAAAUAAUUAAAUGUUUGCUUCUUUUUCAGUCUGGGGAUGAACCCAUUCCAGAAGAACCCAAAACAUGCCUCCGUCCUGGCAGAAAGUGGGAUCAGCUACGACAAGCCCCUCCCUCCCAUUCAGGUGGCAUCACAACGUGCUGAGAGGAUUGCCAAGGAGAAGAAGGUGUGUACUGUUUACUGUAUGUUCUCUCUAGAUUUGGAUUAAUGGCUAAGUUUGCAGUGUGAAAGUCAGGUAUGUUGUCAUGGUGGUAUGCACUCUGAUCUUCAACAUGCUUAUUUGUCUGUGUGUGUCCUGUCAGGCCCUAGCGGAGCAGCAGAGGGCUCAGCAGCUAGCGCAGCAGGCUGGAGCCCCCCAGGCCGUGGCCGGUGCUGCCCAACCCCAGGCUGGGGCUCCCGCUGCAGGCCAAGCCCAGGCCCCGGGGGUCCUCCAGGCCCCUGCAGCGGCUGGAGCAAUGGCUGUACCCAACACCGCUGUCCUGGUGAGAAUGGGGAAUUUUCAAUGUCAAACCAAGUUGUUCUUUGUGGUAAAAAAAAACAGCUGUCUAAUGAGUAAAAUAGCAUAAUUUUGAAAUGUAUGUAUUUUUUAAAGAAUGUUGUGUUUUUCAGCCUGGAGCCAUAAAGAAUGCUGCUGUGGGAACAACCAUUCAAGCUGGUGGGUUUUCAUGGCACACACAUUGAUCAUUACAAAACAUUUAGUCUGUAAUCCAAUAGUAAUUUCUAAAAUCCUUUCAGCCACCGUAGGGGGGAACCUGAUUGUGAACACAGUGGCUGGAGUUCCUCCAAGUCCGUUCCAGGCCAACAAACGGCUGGCAUCACCAGGUCAAGUCAUACCAGGAACCCUGUCUGUAAGUCACUCUAUUUAUUACCUCUGCCAUUACUUCACUCAACUCCUAGGGAAUCUUUCCCAGUUUUUGUAUUAUAACACACGAUGAUCAUUGUUUGAGAGUAUAGUAUUCAGUAGUCUUGCUGACAGAGUGAAUGGUCCUAGGAGGUGUUGGUCUGGUUGAGUUAACAUGAGGCCCUGUGCUCUUGUCCCUCCUCCAGCCUGCCGGUGCAGCAGGAGCCCAGGUGGUCCAUUCCCAGCAGAGAGCCGUACCUGCUGCUGCCUCGCCUGGGGAGGUGGUUGCCAUAGCUACGGGUCAGGGUGUCAGGGCCGUUACCCCGGUGACUGCCUCUGCAGUGGUGUCCACCACUCUGACCCCAGUGCAGUCCCAGACCCGCUCCCUGGUCACACCAGGUACUGCACACAUUGUUCACACUGAACACACAGUCAAUCAAAUGGAUUUUAUAUAGCGCUUUUGACAGCAACAUUUAUCAUUUACGUGCUUUACAGUAACCCAUCAAAUAACAUAACAUAACAUGUUGGUUGUUUCUACACUGAACGCAUUCAACAAAGAACAUAAAAACAUACUACUUAGUUAAUGAAGUGCCCUGUCCACUGGUUUUAUGAUCUGACUCCUCUCUCGCUCUCUGUCCCCAGCCACAGGCAUGCAGCUGCCCCAGGGGAAGCCCAUCACCCAGGCCCACCUCCACAUGCUCCGCCAGCAGCAGCUCCAGCAGCAACAACAACAGGCUGCCUCUCCACAAGGCAUCAAGGCUGUGGGAAAACCCCAGGUACUGUACUCUACAGAGAAGCCCUUCAUUCACUGCAUGGCCUCCUAGAAUUAGCUUAUUCUGAUGCUCACCCACUACUCACACUAUCUGUGGCUAAUACUAAGUUAGCCGUUUUGUCUUGUAAAGUAAAAAUAUAGAAACCAUGCAUUUCAGCCAGCCCUCCUCCAACGGUAAAUCAGUACAGACAUUCAGUGAUCUGACCCUUUAUCUCUCUCCCUGGCUGUAGGAGCUGCUGAAGAUGCACAAGCAGAAGCUGCAGAUGGCCCAGCAGCAGGCAGGAGCAGGCCAGCAGCCUGUCCAGGUGCAGCCAGCCAACCCCCAGGCAGCCCUGGCCAACCCCCAGCUGGCCGCUAUAGCUGCUGGUCCCAGAGCCGGAGCCGUGCUGGCUGGCACCACCGUAGCCAACCUGCAGGUGGCCAGACUGGUAAGGACCAACUUUAUCACCUGCUCUUGUUUUUUUUCUAUAGUAUGUAGCCCAGCCUAGGGAAUUAGGCACCACUGUGUUGUGCUGAUCUUGACUAUUUUCAGACUGGUAAAGGCCACUGCUGAGAUGUGUCCAUUUUGAAGAAUGAUCUACUAGAGGUAACCCGGUUUGAGCUUAAUUAAUGAUCCAUUGAAAGUGUUUAUAACAGUUUCUGUCUUUGCCUGUGCCCAGACACGGCUGCCCACCCAGGGUCAGAUCCAGGCCCAGCCAGGGCAGACGGCCCAGGUGACCCUCACCAAGCCCCCCGUGGUCUCUGUGCCCGCCGUGGUCUCCUCCACUGGCGUCACCACCCUGCCCGUCACUGUGGCUGGCAUCAGUGUAGCCAUUGGUCAGGCCCAGAAAACAGGUGGGAAAACCCUCCUAUUCUCAUCAACUAAUUAGACUGAAACAUUCAUAAUCUGCUCCUCUUAGCACAAACAUACAUUCUCUACCAAUGAUAACACACACACACAUACCCUCACACUCCCUCUGUUGGGUUACAUAUCCUGAGGUUGUCCUGUCCCUGAGUCACAAUGUCUCUGGCCUGUCUAUCUGUCUUGCUUCCUCUCCUGUAGGUGGGCCAGUGUUGACGCCCCCGUUCCCCCAGAUGCAGGUGCAGCAGCUGCUCCAGAUGAAGAAGCAGCAGGCAGCUGUGCAGGCAGCAGCAGUCCAGCAGAAAGCAGUGCAGCCACAGCCAGGACAAGCCUCUAUGCAGCAGAAGGUGGGGCUCUGGGGGCAAACAGAACCACCACAGUCUACACAACCACACACAUACAGUUGAAGUCGGAAGUUUACAUACACUUAGGUUUUUACUUUAUUUUUAUUUCACCUUUAUUUAACCAGGUAAGCCAGUUGAGAAGAAGUUCUCAUUUACAACUGCGACCUGGCCAAGAUAAAGGUUGGAGUCAUUAAAACUAGUUUUUCAACCACUCCACAAAUUUCUUCUGGUCUGAUGAAACAAAAAUAGAACUGUUUGGCCAUAAUGACCAUUGUUAUGUUUGGAGGAAAAAGGAGGUUGCUUGCAAGCCGAAGAACACCAUCCCAACCGUGAAGCAUGUGGGUGGCAGCACCACAAAAUAGAUGGCAUCAUGAGGAAGGAAAAUUAUGUGGAUAUAUCGAAGCAACAUUUCAAGACAUCAGUCAGGAAGUUAAAGCUUGGUCGCAAAUGGGUCUUCCAAAUGGACAAUGACCCCAAGCAUACUUCCAAAGUUGUGGCAAAAUGGCUUAAGGACAACAAAGUCAAGGUAUUGGGGUGGCCAUCACAAAGCCCUGACCUCAAUCUUAUAGAACAUUUGUGGGCAGAACUGAAAAGGCGUGUGCGAGCAAGGAGGCCUAAAAACCUGACUCAGUUACACCAGCUCUGUCAGGAGGAAUGGGCCAAAAUUCACCCAACUUAUUGUGGGAAGCUUGUGGAAGGCUACCCGAAACGUUUGACCCAAGUUAAACAAUUUAAAGGCAAUGCUACCAAAUACUAAUUGAGUGUAUGUAAACUUCUGACCCACUGGGAAUGUGAUGAAAGAAAUAAAAGCUGAAAUAAAUCAUUCUCUCUACUAUUAUUCUGACAUUUCACAUUCUUAAAAUGUUGAUCCUAACUGGGGCGGCAGGUAGCUUAGUGGUUAAGAGCGUAGUGCCAGUAACCGAAAGGUCGCUGGUUCUAAUCCCCGAGCCGACUAGGUGAAAAAUCUGUUGAUGUGCCCUUGAGCAAACCAAGUAUGUAAACUUCAGUCAAGAGCUGGUGUUCUCUUGUUGUUACCGUAAGGGUAUGGGCUGGUCAGAGGUGCAUUUCAAAUCUUAACAGAAAGUGGUGCUCUUGAAACUGCAACCCAGUCUAUCCAUAGUUGGAUAUCUGAUUAUGAAAAAAAUGCAUGCCAUAAAUUCUUGUCAGAAGAAUCUUGUUGUGAGCCUAGUUCUGCUCUGUGUCCUCUCCCUCAGCUGGGUACCCAGCAGAUGACAGUGCCGGCUACCCAGCAGCAGAAGGUCACCUAUGCCACCACCACCCAGCUACAGCCUAGCAUCAAGACCCAGUUCUUCACUACCUCCAUUGCCCAGGCUGGGAAACCCACUGGGGCCCAGCAAAUCCAGGUAGACACUCAGAUCUUCCUACUCAUAUACUCCAACCCACUGGCCUUUAGGCACUGGGUCAUAAAUGUAUAGAGCUAUUAUCCAGAGGUGUGAGGAAUGCUAACUGCUUUCCCUUGUAUAUUAGGUGGCUAAGCUCCCCCAGAUAGUGCAGGGGCAAUCCACUGUGGCCAACAUCCAGCAGAUUGUAUCAUCUCCACAGCAGGUAAGAGCACUACCCCCCACAGAAGGGCAGUAUCAUACAGGAUCUUUGAGGCGUAUGGAAUGAGAGAUGACCGGUUCUGCUUCCUGUGUGUCUUAACCUUUCAUGACUAUUCACUUCUUCAUGACUUGAAUACAAGUCAGCUUGGUUAAAUUGCACAAAUAUUUUGUGCGUUGUGACAUUUAGGUAAUUUCCCAUAAACUGUUGUGAAAUGUUAUGACAGUGAAUAGAGGUACCAAGAGGGCAGCAUAGUCUGGUAACAUUGUAGCGGUACUGUUAGAGAGGGGUAACGAUAAAGAUGUUGUUGGGGCGCCAGGCAGGUAUUAACCCUGCCGAAAGGAAAAUAGUAGGAUAGAAAGAGUACCACUACCAGACACACACACACAUCAGCCGAAGAGACUAAUAAUAAAAAAUAUAUUUUUUUAAAAAUACAAAAAAAGCGACUAAUAAUAAGAUAUAUAUAUAUAUAUAUAUUUUUUUUUUUUUUUAUGCCGCUACGGAAGUGGCGCCUGGACAGGGAUGGUCCCAAAAGAUUACAACCACGACCUAGAGCGGUAACACCGGCGAUCGAAUUAAAACACUUUACAACUAAGCACGCUGAAAAUAAACAAGACUUCUGCAGAGUUGCACACACUGUCAAACUGCUGCGCCAACCGAGAGCUCUCCACAGAGAGCUGGAAGAGCUAUCUUUAUUUCCUCUUUCCUGACUGCUGAUGCGCUCUUAAAUGUGGCAGCACACAGUGAAGGCUUCGUGCAGGAUUUCGCCACAACAUGUUGUCGUCUGUCUGAUCUAAUGUGACCCUCUUCCUGUCUCGUAACAGAUCCAGCCCCAGUCUGUGGCCCUGACCCAGGCUACAUCCUCAGCCCAGCCCCAGGUCCAGAUGAUUCCAGCAGGCACAGCCACAGCCCAGGUGGUUCAGCAGAAGCUCCUCCAGCAGCAGGUGGUGACUGCAGCCGCCUCGCCUCAGAUACAGACCCCCCCUCCUCACAGCCCGGCCCAACAGGCCCCAGUUUCCACUGCAGCCGAGUCCCCAGUACAGCAGCAGCCAGCCAAGGGCCAGGCUCGCGGCGGGGCCAUGAGGGGCAAGACCCAGGCCAAGCCCAGCGGGGGCAGCAGCUAGGAGCCCACAGGAAUAGUUAGAGCUCCCCUCUCAGCUAGGCCAAGCAGGACAUCUCAUCAGUGUAAAUGCACUCAGUGACUCUGAGGAGCAGUGUUAUGAAGCAGUGGUGGAGUCCAGUCUGAGGUGGCUGUGUUGAAUCUAACCUGGUUUAAGGAACUGUUCCAUGUAAAGGAAUGACAUGUCUUUUAAGAGUGUCAUCUUCUAGCUACAACACAGUUCUGCAACUGUCGGCCGUUUCCCUCGCCACUGUUUCAGAAGGUCUCCCUUGGAGGCAACCUCCCCCCUGCACCAACAUCUAAUAUAAGAUCAGAAAAGCCGAAAAAUAAUAUUCAUGACUUUUUAAAUUGAUGACUAUAUUAAUGUUACUCCAUAGAUAUCCUGUGGCUUGGGCCUAUGGGCUGGUGCAUAGCUAAUUUGGGGAAUGUCAAUUUGAAUAAUGUUUUGUGUAUUCAUACAUUGUCCCUGUCCCCCUUGAUGUUGUUAUUCUCAUGCUUACCGUUUAUGAUGUCUGUAAUUUCAUAGUUGUUUAUAGAUAUAGAAAACACCCUUCUGGUAAAAAAAAAAAAACGUAUCUUGAUCAAGUAAUGCAUAGUAAUGUGACUACAUCUCAGUAGUACAGGUGCAUUGCCUACCAGAAGGAUAUAGGUGAGAGGACUUCAGUUCUCGUGCUAAUUGUCAUUGUGAAACACUUAUUCACACACAUCAAAGCCCUGAGCCAUUAGUGAUUGCAGUUUUACCCAUAGAAACACAUUCACAUAACCUUUUUCAGUGUACCAAUUGAACAUUGACAGAAGUGUCCCUAAAAGUUAGCUAGCUCCUUAAUUUUUUGCAUAAGAGGGAGCUUGCCAGGUCCAAAACUGCCCCAAUAGUGAUUGUAUCACAGUUAUAACGACCACUCAAAACACAAAUGAAAUACAAUCUGAAUGUAAUAUUUUGUUUUUUUGUAACCUUCAGACAUUUAAUGGAUAAUAAUGCACGUUCCUUUAGUCAAUUAUGUUUAUGUAACAAAUACACUGUAAACAUGUACUUUAGUAUCUUGUGUUUUCUCAUAAAUAUGCCAUUUUUUAUUGAUGUUGAAGAAAAAAACUGUAAAUAACAAUGAAAAAGGAAAACAUUUGUACUUGUAAAGUAGUUGUUUUCAUUGGAUUUUUUCAGCCUAAUUGUAAUAAAGUGUUUUGUUUUUAUACACAAUA
This is a messenger RNA of Coregonus sp. 'balchen', 32859 nucleotides long. The record is from the annotation of a GenBank genome assembly. NCBI's taxonomy places the organism in Eukaryota, Metazoa, Chordata, Actinopteri, Salmoniformes, Salmonidae.